Messenger RNA from Cuscuta campestris, 1753 nucleotides. The record is from the annotation of a GenBank genome assembly. Lineage: Eukaryota; Viridiplantae; Streptophyta; Magnoliopsida; Solanales; Convolvulaceae.
AUACGGUUUUCAAUCAAUGCUGCAUAACCCAUAGUGCGAAGGUUCUUCUUCACUUGCUCUCGCAUGGCGGCCACUCUCUGUCAGAUUCCAACUUUCCACAUCAAACUCUCUUUCUCACCUCUCCCCUAUCGCCGCACCGCCAACCACUUCCAUCUUCCCAGCAUUCCCAGAUUCCAAAAAUCAGUUUUUGCUUCAAUCAAGAAACCCAGAGGAAGCAGGCAGGCAAGAAGGAGUGCUGAUCUCUGCAAUGAUAUCAGAGAUUUCUUGUCUGUUGCUGGACUUCCCCAUGAUCACAUACCCACAACCAAUGAGUUAAGGCAGCAUGGAAGGGAAGAUCUUGCAAAUGUUGUUAGAAGGAGAGGAUACAAAUAUAUAAGGGAGCUUCUUGGAAGCUUAAAGAAGUCAUUUGAUGGUCAGGAUGAGAAAAUGAAAAAUUCAAGUGAUGAUGUGGAUGGUGGCGUCAACAGUGUAAUUGAUGACGUGGAGUUCAAAGAAACUUACUUUGUUGAAGACUCCUCUUAUCCAUCCUUGCAGGAAAAGGCAUCCAGAUUUAUUCAGAAUGGGGAACUAGACAGUAUCGAUGAUAAUGACUUCGAAUUUUUGAACCAAAGUAGCACAACUCGCAAGGAGCAUAAAGAACAUGGGCUCCACCACGGUCUCAAUGGUGUUGUGGUAUCAAACAGGAAGAUUUUGUCAUCUUUGCAGCAGGUUGACCAUGCAGUCCAGGAGAUUAGUGUGCAGAAGGAUGCAUAUCCCCCAGUUGAAAACAAGGGUGUCAACGUUAAGAUCCAAAAUGUGGAGAAUCAAGCUGAAAUUAGUCAUCUCAAGUUCAUGCUGCAUCAAAAAGAGCUGGAAUUGAUGCGUCUGAAGCAAAAAAUUGAAGCAGAAAAGAAUGCUUUGUCUGAUAUGCAAAUUAAAGCUCAAACUGAGAUGAGGAAGGCACAUAAACUUGUUUCUGAAAAAGAUGCAGAACUAAAUGCUGCAGAAGAAAGCUUGUCAGGCUUAAAAGAGGUCGAAAUUCAAUUCCGAGGUGAUGGAGCGUGUGUGGAGGUAGCUGGAAGCUUCAAUGGUUGGCAUCAUAGAAUAAAGAUGGACCCACAAUCAGCAUCAAGUCUCAUAGGUUCCACCGGUUUAAGGAUAUUUCACCUCUGGAGAACUAUCUUGUGGCUUUAUCCUGGCAUAUAUGAGAUAAAGUUUGUUGUGGAUGGGCAUUGGAGAACUGAUCCAGAGAGGGAAUUGGUCACUAGGGGUGCCAUAGAAAACAAUGUCCUACGGGUCGAGAGAUGAAGUAUGUACUGUUGCAAACUAUACGUCCCAGUUACGAGCUUAUGGAAGGGCUGGGCUGGGAAAGGUUGACCAAAAAUGUGGUAAAAGAUUUAUUCUUGCAGGUUAAAGCUGCAUCAUAAUUAAUUAGAUGGAUGAACUGCAAUGUAAAUGAAGCUCUCAUGCUACUACUACCCUAUACUUCGCUAUCCGGCGAUGGGUGUACCCAUAAACGGAGGGCAUGCCUACCUUCCCUGUGCUUAGGGUCUCAAAAAUGUAUGAAGGGUCCCCUUGUAGACAAAUCAGCUGUGUGAUUUAUUUGAUUCUGUGAUGGAAACAUUGGAAUGCUUGUAAAUUGCGUUGAUGAUCGUAGCUCAAAACUGAGGGGCAAGCAGUUUUAGAGAAUAAAUAAAGUCAUUCUAGGUACAUGCCUACAUGGUGUAAGGUGCUAUAUUGAAAUGGGAUCCACAAAGAAAUCUAGGUUUAAUUU